Cyprinodon variegatus (sheepshead minnow) is the source of this 2993-nucleotide messenger RNA. Its product is annotated as protein FAM46A-like. Gene Ontology annotation, biological process: mRNA stabilization. Gene Ontology annotation, molecular function: RNA binding; poly(A) RNA polymerase activity. Lineage: Eukaryota; Metazoa; Chordata; Actinopteri; Cyprinodontiformes; Cyprinodontidae. The record is from RefSeq and is a predicted model, not a curated record. The transcript has 2 exons. The coding region runs from base 219 to 1397 and encodes 392 amino acids.
CAGAACGCGCCGGGAGCGCAGAGGACUCUUUAAUCUGCGGAGGGGAGACAGAAGGAGACCAGGAACCAGGACAUGUCCGCUGCUCCGCAAAACUUUCCAAACACAGAGUCGCGUUUUGGAUCUUUGUGAGACGGAAGUGACGCCUUCAGCCUCCUCCAGCAUCCCCCCACAGAGGACUGAUUGUGCAGCCGCAGCAGCUUCCAGGGACCCGGCGCGUCAUGUCGUGCGGUGACGCCGCGGAGCAGAGCCGCAGGUUCAGCCUGCUGCACUGGGAUCAGGUCCGGCGGCUGGACUCCAUCCUGGGGGAGAGCGUCCCCAUCCACGGCCGCGGGAACUUCCCCACGCUGUCCGUGCAGCCCCGGCACAUCAUCCAGGUGGUCAGGGCUCGACUGGAGGAGAAGGGUGUGGUUGUACGUGAUGUAAAGCUAAAUGGCUCUGCAGCCAGCCAUGUGCUUCACCAAGACAAUGGCCUUGGCUACAAAGACCUGGACCUGAUAUUUGGCUUAAGUCUUUCUGACGAUAAAAUCUUUCGUCUGGUAAAGGACGUGGUGCUGGAUUGCCUGGUGGACUUCCUUCCUGAAGGGGUGUGCAGGGAGAGAAUUACUGCCCUUGCACUGAAGGAGGCCUAUGUGCAGAAACUGGUAAAGGUUUGCAAUGACACAGACCGCUGGAGCCUCAUCUCACUGUCCAACAACACUGGCAAGAAUGUGGAGCUAAAGUUCGUCGACUCGCUGAGGAGGCAGUUCGAGUUUAGCGUAGACUCUUUCCAGAUCUCGCUGGACUCAUUGCUGCUGUUUGACCGUUGCUCAGAGACGGCCAUGUCUGAGACCUUCCACCCUAGCGUGCAGGGCGAGAGCAUGUAUGGAGAUUUUGAAGAAGCUCUAGAACAUCUCAGAUCCAGAACUAUUGCCACCCGAAACCCUGAAGAGAUCCGGGGUGGCGGUUUGCUUAAGUACUGCCACCUGCUGGUCCGCGGCUUCCGUCCGUCCUCCAAGAGUCACAUGAAACAGAUGCAACGCUACAUGUGCUCACGCUUCUUCAUUGACUUCCCUGACAUAUCUGAACAGCAGAGGAAACUGGAGGCAUAUCUGCAAAACCACUUUGUUGGAAUUGAACACAAGCGCUAUGAGUACCUGCUGACUCUGAGGCAAGUGGUGGAUGAAAGCACUGUGUGUCUUAUGGGCCACGAGCGCCGGCAGACGCUGGCUCUAAUAUCCGCCCUUGCACUGCGUGUUUUGGCUGAACACAAUGCCAUCCCUGCUUUGUCCAACAUCACCUGCUACUACCAGCCCGCCCCAUACGUCAGAGACGUCAACUUCAGCAACUACUAUGUGGCACAAGUUCAGUCCAUCUCUGCGCGUAGUAAUUCCUAUCAAACAUGGCUGCCUUGCAGCUGAGUUUCAUUAUUACGGAUAUCUGAAAAUCUUUAUGUCUUACCUUUAAAUUGUUAUGAGGUGAACCAUUUUUUCCCAAUUCGUCCACAGCAGUCAUCAUUGCUGCAUUCUGGCUCCAUCAAGGCUGCAAUGGACAUUCAUCUGGAACUCUUGGAAGUACGGGUUGCACAGCUCACAACGGGAUCAAUGAAUAUAAAAUAUUACGGUCUAUCGCAAAUUUGCUUAAUCAUAAGUCAGGCCUAAGAAUGACAGGUUAUGGGAUUUUUUUCUUUACACAUUAUACAAGACACCUCCGAUAUUGCUAACUUAUUUUGUAAAAAAAUCAUCCAACAAAUUUUUGUGAAAAAAUAAAAACUCAAAAAACUGCAUUCAGAUAUAAACGCAAGCGUUGACAGUGCAGGAUUUUUAUUCAUUUAAAAAGUUGGAUAUGAACAUUUUCACAUCUUAGUUUAAGUGAAUUACCAACCUUCCACAAUUUAGAAAAUCAGGGCAGAUCAAUUGGCCAGCCGAUCACAAGACAUAUCUCAGGACAAAUUUAGAAGAUCAAGGACGUAUGUAGAUAGCAGCUGGCAGAAACUGGAAUUGCCCCCUAUUUCUCCAUGCUCAACAAAGCUGCAUAAAACUCUGAUCACUCUGAAAUGUUCACAGGCAGCAGACUCUAGCCCCAUGAGAGGCUAUGAUGGAAAUUUUUGCUGGUUGUGAAACAGUCUUUUCAACAAACUGGUUUUGUAACUGGUUCCAGCUGAGUUGCCUAUUGAUGCAUAUUCAACACAUACCUCAUAUAUUAUUAUUAACUGUAUAGUUUACUGUCUCUCAGCAGUGAAAAGUGUGAACAGUAUUAAAUUGCAAAGGUCCAGAAUGAAGUGCAUAGAACGUUCUGAUAAUCCUCAAAGUCCUGUUUACCUUCAGCAGCAUUAAUAGAAUAACCCACAUACCUGGAAUAUUUUAGUUCAUCUUCUUGUGGAUUUUUUGGGUUAAAUGUAAGUUUCUUUGUUAUGAUGGUGCCAACGCUUAAAAGUUCUGCUGAACCUCCAAAUCCCACAUCCUUCUGAACCGCUCCGCCCCACUGCGCUCAAGACCGCCUGCGUAAAGCAAAGCCUACAGGCUCGGCGGUUCCUUCUGUCUUGCUCCGCUCCGACUUCCUUGGAGCUCGAGGAGAGCAUGCACGAUGUUAUCAUUAUUAAAUUCAUGGGAGCAAAACAUGUGGAAAACAACGCUUUAAUUUAAUUUAACGCUUUAAUUUAAUAUGACAUAUAAAAAAGAAAUCCCCAUUAGCAUCCAGCAUAUGUGCAGUUUCUGCCUACAUAUUUUCUUUUAGUUGUGGAUUUUUAUUACAGGGAUAGCUAGGAUGAUCCAUGGUUUGUAUGAACAAUGUUUGUUCUUUAUUUCCAAACUCAGCGUCUCUUCAUCCAUGCCUGCGAUAAGAAGUUUCUUUUGAAGGUGUCAGAUGCCCUCUUGGAAGUUGUUGUAACCGGAUUUGACUAAACUUUUAAGCCUCUUGGUAUAAGAUAAAAUUCAGUGUAUUUCUAUAGCACCAAUUCACAACACACGUCAUCUCAAGGCACUUUAUAGUUCACCAGAUCAUCCAGUGAAAAUGAU